This is a messenger RNA of Adineta ricciae, 516 nucleotides long. The record is from the annotation of a GenBank genome assembly. Lineage: Eukaryota; Metazoa; Rotifera; Eurotatoria; Adinetida; Adinetidae.
AUGACAAUCAGCAUAGGCGGCUCGGAUCUUUCGUCUGAACCGAUAUCAGUGAUUCGAGUGCCCGAAGAAAUCAAACGAACACAACAGAUUCUCAUAUUUCUCAUCUCAAUUCUUCUGACUAUUCAUGUAAUCAUUUUUAUCGUGGUUAUUUAUUCGUUAUCGAUCAAUUAUCGAACAAAUACAUUCGAACCGAUUAUUAAUCUUUGCUGGAUCCUAUUCUUCGCGAUUGGACUGUUUGUUACACAGAGAUAUUAUGUUAUGGGGUUAUUCAUUUUCGCAUGGUUAGGAAUCCUAAAUAUCGUCUUAACAUGCAUGUUGAUUGUAUUCGUCACAGUAGCAAUUGUUAUCAUCACUUCUCAAUCAUCAAAACUGAAUAAUGGAAUACCAUUUACUAUCAUUCCGAUUGUUGCAUGUUUGACAAGUGUCAUACUCGACGCAAUUGUUGUCAUAUUCUCAUUCAAACUAUGGUAUUUGAUCAUCAAAAAUCAACGGCCGACAAAUCCGCAUCAUGUUUGA